Messenger RNA from Penicillium argentinense, 618 nucleotides. Its product is annotated as ADP-ribose 1''-phosphate phosphatase. NCBI's taxonomy places the organism in Eukaryota, Fungi, Ascomycota, Eurotiomycetes, Eurotiales, Aspergillaceae. Gene Ontology annotation, biological process: peptidyl-glutamate ADP-deribosylation. The record is from RefSeq and is a predicted model, not a curated record. The coding region runs from base 1 to 618 and encodes 205 amino acids. The transcript has 3 exons.
AUGAGUAAAACACCCGAGGAUGUUAUCGGGGACGAGAGCCAGGUGAAAGAGGUGCCGGGCGAUCUGUUCGGUGCGCCCCAAGGAUCGUGCUUGAUCCAUGCGUGCAAUCCCCAGGGAGUCUGGGGUGCAGGAAUCGCCAAGGUCUUCAAGCAGAAGUAUCCAGCCGCGUACGAAUGCUACAAAGAGUCCUGCAAUGAGUAUCAAAAAGAAAAUGUUCACCACGACAUUGUGGACCUGCACAGUGAGGACGAGGACACCAUCUCCGUCCGUCUACCGCUCGGCACAGCUCUUGUGAUUCCUCCCCAGCCGGAGGACUUUGAGAAUGGUCGAAAAAAACAUUGGAUCGUCUGUCUCUUCAAUUCUAGUGGCUUCGGGAAGGAGGUUGACUCCCCCGAGGCGAUUCUCAACCACACAUUCGCCGCGCUACAGGAUCUGGACAUGCAGCUUGUGUCGCUGAGAGAUCAUAAUGAAAAUAGCGAUGACGAACAGUCUAUGCCUGGCCAGCUUUACUCGUGUCGGUUCAAUUCGGGUCUCUUUGCCGUGCCCUGGGAACAGACGAGGGAGGUUAUUGAGGAAGUGGGAUUAAGCAUGACCGUCGUUUACCCAGAGGGAGAGUAG